AUGGCCACGACAACAGCACACGCCAGCGACGUCGCCGCCAUCCUCAACCACACCGCGCAGCCCUACAACUUCCGCUUCUCGCCGUUCCUCCGGCAGACAUACCAAGUCGGCCUCCCGCCCGACCGCCCCGUAUGCAAGGCCUUCCAGUCCGGCAGCUGCCCCAACGGCACGCGCUGCUCGGAGCGGCACGUCUCGGACGGGCGCUCCAGGGACCAGCAGCAGCCGUCGGGCGGGCUCAACUCGCUCGUGUGCAAGCACUGGCUGCGCGGCCUGUGCAAGAAGGGCGAGCACUGCGAGUUCUUGCACGAAUAUAAUCUGCGCAAGAUGCCCGAGUGCAACUUCUUCAUGCGUAAUGGCUAUUGUUCGAAUGGCGAGGAGUGUCUGUAUCUGCACGUCGAUCCGCUGAGCAAGCUGCCGCCGUGUCCGCAUUAUGAUAUGGGGUUCUGUCCGCUGGGACCGCUUUGUUCGAAGAAGCAUGUGAGGAGGAAGCUUUGUGUGUAUUACUUGGCGGGUUUUUGUCCUGAUGGGCUGGAGUGCAAGACGGGGGCGCAUCCGAAGUGGUCCAAGGAUCUGGAGAAGCCGGUUGCUAAGAGCGCGGAAAAGACAGAGGACGAAAUAAAGCUGGAGGUACAGCAGUUUAGGGACGACGAGGGAGAUCGAUUUAGAGAUGGACGGGGGGAUCGUGACGGGCGUGAGGGAGGAGGUGGACGAGGAAGGUAUAGGGGUAGGGGACACUGA
Trichoderma breve is the source of this 738-nucleotide messenger RNA. Its product is annotated as zinc finger c-x8-C-x5-C-x3-H type (and similar) domain-containing protein. Gene Ontology annotation, molecular function: metal ion binding; RNA binding. The record is from RefSeq and is a predicted model, not a curated record. The transcript has 2 exons. Bases 1 to 738 code for a protein of 245 amino acids. Lineage: Eukaryota; Fungi; Ascomycota; Sordariomycetes; Hypocreales; Hypocreaceae.